UCCUGCGUGCACCCAGGGUUGGCGCCUUUGAUCCUGGUGCAUCAGACCUGCCAGGCAGGUGUGCCAGCUACCCGAAGCCCAGGACACCCAUGGGUGCGGGGCUGCCACCUGUUUCCGCAGCAUCCUGAGGCUGGUUGGCGGCGUAGCGCAGGGAGGCGGGCUCCCCAGGACGCCCUUCAGCGUGGAGGGAACGCCUCACGGGCUCCGGGCCUUGCGGUUUGGGACGGAACGCCCAGCCCUUCAGACUCUGGCAGAGGCGCUCAAGUUCGGUUCAUCCUUUCUGCCUGGAGACAUUGCCUGUUUCCUUGCACGCAGGGAAGCAGAAGUCAGCACAUCCAUCCAGCAAGGGUGGGGUGGCCAGAUCGCCCAGAGCGCGCACGGACGGUUCGCCUGAACGGAAACCGAGGAUGGAGCCCUGGUGGGGCCUCUUCUACCUCACGUUCCUGUGUUACCUGAUGCACGUCCGAGGUCAAAGUGACUUCGAUUUGGCCGAUGCGCUCGAUGACCUCGAUAACUACCCAAAGCCGAGGCCCCCCUACCAGCCACAGCCCGGAAACCCCGACAACAGCGGAAAUAUCUAUCCAAGGCUAAAGCCACUGCCACGUCCCCAGCCUGGCAGCUCUGACAACAGUGCAGAUGGAGAUGGCUCUCCCUCGUACGGCAGCCCGCAAGGCAACAGGAUAGCAAAAAUCAUGUCUCCUAUCGUGUGCGGGGUGCUGGUGACCCUGGCGGGGGCAACGGUCAGCUAUUUCCAGUACAACAGUAGGAGGAAUUGUUGCAGGACAAAUGAACCAGAAAACAUCUGAGGCCUUCAAAAUCCACCCUUUGCUUUGAGAAAAGCUCCGCCCAGACAAGAACCGCCUUCAUCACUCCUGUGCAAAUUUCCUUUCCUUCUUGGCUUAAGCAGCUGCCCUGAAGGGUUUUCUCUCCUGUUUGCAAUAGACGUGCUACCUGACCAAGAAUUCCUAAUUCCUCAGACGCCUCGAUCAUGAUAAGGUAGACAGCUGGACCUUGGGUUGUAAAAAGAUUGCUUGAUCUGUUGGUUUCAUCGUGAAUCCGGACAGAGAUUCCAGCUCUGGAAUGAGCUCCGAAACUACCUCCUGGUGUGACCUCAGGCCACCGACGUGGUCACAGAGCACAGGGGCAGCAGGUGGCACCGGGGUCUCGGGCGGGAAUGCCAUCGGCUUCUAAAAGAUGGAGACAGACCGCUGUUUGGGUUUCCAGCAAGCUGGGGUGAGAAGCUUGACUGAUGCUGUACGUUCCUUAGUUAUGUCAGCAAUCCAGACCUGUGCAUCACCGCCCGUGAAUCGGGAAUGAGUGAUUUCUGACACUAACGGCAGAACGUGAACAUUAUUUCAGCUCACGAAAGUAUUGUCACCUGCAGAGGAUGAGGCUGGAUUUGGGAAACUUAAGUGCAAAAUCGCUGAUGUGGAAACCGUCUCGGGGAGGUGGUCAUGAGGUGCUUUUUCCUGUGAAAUGGUACAGUUUCUACAUUUUUGGGGGAGAACCUGGGGUAGAAAUAGAGGUUUGCAGAUGUUGAGGCUUUUCGUAUUAAUUUUGGUCUUUGAUCCUCUGUGGGUACCAGUUCUUAAGGCGACGGCAGUGCUUUCCUUGGUUUAUACUUUUCUUUUUACUGGACUAGGUAAUCUUCUAUCCUCAAAUAUCUAAAACGUAUACUAGCUGUUUGCUUCUAUUUUAGUAAUACUUUAGGGGAGAGGAAAAAGGAUGGUUUGGGCAGAUGAGUAUAGUUUGAUCCAACUGAGAUUAAUGCUGAUAGAAUUUUAGAAUUUAAAUAUUAGAACCAAAGAGGAGGCCAGUCACUAGCAUCUGGGUCUCAUAAAGACGACACGUUAACAUUCCAAAUACG
Messenger RNA from Kogia breviceps (pygmy sperm whale), 1867 nucleotides. Lineage: Eukaryota; Metazoa; Chordata; Mammalia; Artiodactyla; Physeteridae. The record is from RefSeq and is a predicted model, not a curated record.